Molecule: messenger RNA, 958 nt
Organism: Telopea speciosissima
Lineage: Eukaryota; Viridiplantae; Streptophyta; Magnoliopsida; Proteales; Proteaceae
Product: protein ALUMINUM SENSITIVE 3-like
Exons: 3
Coding region: 40-831 (263 amino acids)
Biological process (GO): response to aluminum ion
Source: RefSeq, a predicted model, not a curated record
UCAAUCUGUUUCAGGGUGGUUUUUGAAUUGACGUCAACAAUGGAUAUCGAUUGGGUUCAUUACCUAAAGGGUAUGUUGAAACCAAUUGCGGCACUCACAGUGGUUUUAAUGGCAGUGGCUCUGUCUUACUUCCAGAAGCUUGGGUUGGGGAAGGAGAUGCUCUACUCUAUUACAAGGGCUUUUCUUCAGUUGUCUGUGAUUGGUUUCGUGCUUCAGUUCAUUUUCAAUCGGAAGAACGGAUUUUGGAUUCUCGGAGCUUACUUGUUCAUGAUCUCCAUUGCUGCUUACACGGCAGGCAAACGUGCAAAACAUGUACCACAUGGGAAGUACAUUGCAGGAGCAUCUAUUCUGACUGGAACAGCAGUGACAAUGUUCUUGCUUGUUGUGCUGAAUGUUUUCCCUUUCACACCACGGUACAUCAUCCCUGUUGCAGGCAUGAUGGUUGGUAGCUCCAUGACUGUAACUGGUGUAACAAUGAGGCGACUCCGAGAUGAUGUUAGAAUGCAAAUAAGCCUGGUGGAAACUGCAUUGGCCCUUGGAGCAACCCCACAUCAGGCGACAAUGCAGCAAGUAAAGAGGGCUUUGAUUCUUGCACUCUCUCCUAUUUUGGACAAUGCAAAGACCGUGGGGCUGAUCUCACUUCCUGGUGCGAUGACUGGUCUUAUAAUGGGGGGUGCCUCCCCUUUGGAGGCCAUUCAGUUGCAGAUUGUGGUGAUGAACAUGCAGAUGGGUUCAACAACUGUUAGUAGCAUUAUGUCAACAUACCUCUGUUGGCCCUCCUUCUUCACCAAAGCUUACCAGUUGGAAGCCAAGGUUUUCAAUGCAGAGUAGGCUUUUCUUUUUGUUGUUCAAACCAUUCCUUACUAGAGGCAAGGUAUGAUGUUUUCUCAAAUUGAAACCCAUUGUAAUAAACUGCAAUCAUCUCAACCACUUGUUUUGCAGUCAGAUGCUCAUAUUU